UUGGCCCAAACUAAAGAACAUCAUCACGCUUACAACCUCACUUCUUCUGCGUCUUCGUCAUCACUUCUUCUGCUUCUGUUCCUGCGUCUUCGUCAUCACAGUUGUGUUCAGUGGCCAUGGCCCACUCUGAGUCGCACGAGCAUCAUCUCCUGCUUCAUUUGACGGUGGCCAGAUUUUUCGUCAUCACGCCGCCGGCGUUCUUCUCCUCCUUCCCUCAAUUGCUGGUUUAUGGAUUGCGUGUUUGGCCUAGGGUUUCGUGUUUUCGUUGUCAUCUUCUGAAAGAUGCUUGAAGAAAGGGAAAUGAGGCAUCAAUGAGGCAGCAAUUACGUUUGUUGAUACUCCCCAAGUUUCAUCGUCAUCUCCCCUCAUUCUGCCAUUUCCAGUUGUUGUAGUUGCUUUACAGAUCACAGAUCACAGAAGGUCAUCUAUUUCGUCUAUUGUGAAGGCUCCUCCUAAGCUGGGGUUAAGAUUGAGGCCAUUGCUAGAAACAAUCUAAUCACUAAAUUUAAGAAUGAUCUACUUGAAGGGAAGGUUUACCGGAUUUCGACUUUUAUGGUUUCAACCAACAGUGGCUUUUUCAUGGCUGCCAACAACGAGUUCAAGAUCAAUUUGAUUGACAAAACUAAGGCUGUUCUUGAAGAGGAUCCCUUGAUUCCAUUGAACAUGUUUACCUUCAAGAAUUCAGAAGAAAUCAUAGCCACUGGGGGUGAUUAUAACUACUUGAUUGACAUCAUUGGCUUGGUUACUAACGUUUCCAAGGAAAAACAGUACAAUAAGGGUUGUGGUGUUACUAGGAUGAUUGAGAUGGAGUUGACUGAUGAUAAGGGGAAGAUUCAGUGUGCUUUAUUUGGCAACUAUGUUGAUGUUGUUAAGGAAUUAGUUGCUUCUAAUGGUUAUCGUAUGGCUGUUGUGAUUCUUCAAUUUGUCAAGGUCAAGACAUUCAAGGGUGAUGUUGUACUUCAAAAUGUUAUGAAUGCUACAAAUGUUAUUUGGAACCCGACCACACAAGAGGUUGCUACUUUUCGUGAUGGGUUGGCUAUCCAUGGAAUUGAAUCUGAUGAGCUUAUAGCUGAUAUAGCUGAUUUUGCUGAGGACGAUGAUAUCCGAGUCAUUCCAUUAGGUGAGGAGUUCCUUACUUUAUAUCCCAGGAAAACGAUACAACAACUCAACACCAGUGCUGAGGAUGGAGUUUUUGUAGUUAGAGCUACAAUAUUAGAUACAUUAGAUUCAUGUACAUGUAGAUAUAUUAGAUAG
This is a messenger RNA of Lotus japonicus, 1254 nucleotides long. RefSeq lists its product as uncharacterized. Bases 553 to 1254 code for a protein of 233 amino acids. Lineage: Eukaryota; Viridiplantae; Streptophyta; Magnoliopsida; Fabales; Fabaceae. The transcript is spliced from 7 exons. The record is from RefSeq and is a predicted model, not a curated record.